Messenger RNA from Pediculus humanus corporis (human body louse), 588 nucleotides. RefSeq lists its product as uncharacterized. The transcript has 2 exons. The coding region runs from base 1 to 588 and encodes 195 amino acids. Lineage: Eukaryota; Metazoa; Arthropoda; Insecta; Psocodea; Pediculidae. The record is from RefSeq and is a predicted model, not a curated record.
AUGGAAUUUAUAGAAAACGAAUAUAAAAAUAAAAUCGGACAAUGGGAAAAACAUGAAAAACUUAUGGAUAACGAAGUUGCUUAUUUUGCAAGAGCACUUCAAGAUUCGUUAAAAGAAAAAACGGAAUUAAACGAACAAAUGAAUCAUUUUAAAAUAUGUUUGAAAAGAUCAUUGGAUGAAUUUCAAAGAUUGAGAGAAAAAAUAACGGUCCUUCAACUUCAGGGUAAUUUUUUAAAAAAAUUAAAAUCCGUUAAAUGUCAAACGGAAUUGAAAUUUCUCACUUAUAAAAAAUAUAAAACGUCAGAGGAAGAGGAAACGGAUGAAGAAUUUUUUUCAACGAGUUGUCAAAAUAGCAUCGAUACGAAAAGUAGUUUAGAUUUAAUUAAUGAAAAAUUAGAACACGUGUAUCAAUUAUUAAAAAUGAAAAGUGAUAACGUAUCAAAAUCAAACACGUUUAUUAAAAAAAAAACAUCCCAAAAUGAUUUUUCAAUAUUCGUUAAAAAUGACCACAACAACAACAACAACAACAACAACAACAACAACAAUAAUAUUAAUAUAGAUACGAGAAAAAAUUUAUCGAAAGGUUAA